Messenger RNA from Drosophila hydei, 2483 nucleotides. Its product is annotated as alpha-protein kinase 1-like. The transcript is spliced from 5 exons. Bases 534 to 2138 code for a protein of 534 amino acids. NCBI's taxonomy places the organism in Eukaryota, Metazoa, Arthropoda, Insecta, Diptera, Drosophilidae. Gene Ontology annotation, biological process: regulation of transcription by RNA polymerase II. The record is from RefSeq and is a predicted model, not a curated record. Gene Ontology annotation, molecular function: RNA polymerase II cis-regulatory region sequence-specific DNA binding; DNA-binding transcription factor activity, RNA polymerase II-specific.
UAUAUAAAUAAAACAAAACUACGACACGGGUCUGAAGUGAAAGUCCAUUUUACAACAUAUAAUAAAGAUGUCUCCGAUGCAUAUUGUCUUACGACUGCUGCUCAAAAGUGAGCUGAUAUUUAAGUACACAUGUAUGUGUGUAGUUGUAUUUCUGUGUUUGCGUUCCUCUCUCAAUUAAACGCGACACUAAUUUGCGUACUUAGUGAAAAUCGAUAUGGCCAAAACUUGCCUUUUACGCGAUGCUUUAGCUGACACUUUUCAUCUAACGUUUUUUUUUUGUUGGUUUAGCACAGAUUAACGGAUUCUUGACUUUUUGCUGAAUUUUGAGCAAUUUAUGCAAAAUAUUGUUAUAAAAUCACACACGCACACAUACGUAAAUGCAGGCACAUGUACACUAACGGGACAACCCUAACCUAAACACAAUGUGCCGACAUACUGAAAGCGAACUGCCGCACAGUGUUGCUAACAAUCCGACGUAAAACUAAGCUUCCAAUCCGCCGUAAACCUUAAACGAUCCACGCAACGAACGCACAAUGAAUUUCACACCCUUUGGCAACACUUUUCCGGGUCUGCCGCAGUUUACGACGACGACUUCGUCGCCGUUGGUGUCGACGGUAACUGCCGCUGUGGCCGUUGCCGAUGCCGAUGUGACUGCGGCCAACAACAAUCCACAGCAACAGCAGCAGCAGCAAGAGCCUAGCGGCAGCGGCAAUCGUUAUCAGCAGCAACACCAGCAGCAGCAACAACAACAACAGCAGCAGGUGACAGCAGGCGUAUCCAUGACGCACUUUAGUCAACCGAGUAGCAGUGUCGCCGCAGCCGCCGGCAGCAAAUUUCGCAGCGGACAGGAGGAUGCGCUGCAAGGCGACAAAUACAAUGGGCAUUUGGUGGCCACUGCCACACAACAGCAGCAGCAACAGCAACAACAACAACAACAACAGCAGCAGCAGCCGCAGUAUGCGACUGUCUAUACAGCGAGUGCCACGACGAGUGCAGUGGAUGCCAUGCAAGCGAGCGGCUCUGGACAACAGCAGCUGCAACAGCAACAAGUGGUGGCACCGCAAGAGCUGACACAGGAUCUAUGCAAUGCCAUAUUGCAGCAACAAGUGCUACAGAAUACCUCUUGGCAAACGAUCACGCCCGGCACCACCGUCGCGGACUACCUCUCGCAUCUUCCAGCCAAUACGUUGCCACUCUCGCUGCACCACUUUCUCAAGUACUCCGCAGAGACCAUCAAAAAGGAGAAUCAGCAGAAUGUGGUGCUGCAGGUGCAGACGGGACCAGGCGCCGCCAUUGGCAUCAACACCAUUGGCACCACAACAACCAUAAGCAUACCUCAGCAGGAGCAGCAGCCGCUGCAACAACAGCAGCAGCAGGCAACACUGCAAUUGCAGACACAGAACGUGGUAGCAAGUAGUUCGACCGCUGUUAGUGUCGCCAAGAAGAAGAAGCGCAAAAAGCGCUCCAAAGAGCGCAAGCCAAAGCUGCGUCCCGGCGAAAUAAGAAUGGGCACAGCCUUGGACGGUAGCCCACUUUAUAUGUGCCCCGAAUGCCAUGUGGCGUAUCCGGAGCCGGAGCUGCUCGAGGUGCAUCUGGUGGGGCAUAAUCUAGAGCGACGCUAUGUGUGCGACAUCUGUCAGGCCUCGCUCAAGCGGAAGGAUCAUCUGACACGGCACAAGCAAUCGCAUAAUCCCGAACGGCCGUACAUCUGCACCGUCUGCCUCAAAGCCUUUAAGCGCAAGGAGCAACUGAGCCUGCACUUUGUCAUCCACUCGGGUGAGAAGCGGCAUCAGUGCCAGGAGUGCGGCAAAGGCUUCUAUCGCAAGGAUCAUCUGCGCAAGCACACCCGCUCUCACAUAGCCCGGCGUGUCAAGGCUGAGCUGAACAGUCAUGUGCGUCGAGAGAAUGGCACCAGCAUGUUGCAGCCGGUGGUAACAGCUGCUACAACUGCAGCCGUGCAGCAUGCCAAUCAGCAACAAUUGCAGCUACAACAACAACAGCAACAGCAGCAACAACAACAGCAGCAGCAGCAGCAGCAACAACAACAACAUCACAUAGUCGUCAGCCAGCAGCAGCAACAACAACAACAGCAACAGACAACCGGCCAGCAGCAGCAACAGCAGCAAAUGUUAAAUUAGCCAAAUGAUUUUUGUAAAGUCAGUUAAAUCAAAAUUCAAAAUCCAUGCCACAUAUUUGAUGUAACGUGCGGCAUCUACACAAAUUGACGCCGCACAUACGAAAUUCAAGUUCAAGCAAUCAAAACCCUCUCGGUCCACGCAAUUUAAUUGACUCACACAAAUCGGAUAUACGAAUAUCGUUUACGAUAUUCAGCAGAUGCAAUAGCUAAAAUUGAAUAGUUGUCUCUCUGAGGCACUAUUCAACACUGUACAAUUAUUCCUAGGCAAACAAAGUGACACACAAAACUAGUCCUAAUAUUAUAUUUAGUGCUGUAAAACUGGGACCAUAAACUUGAUUGAUUUAUC